AGAUUACAAAACAUGACAUUCAUCAUCGUCGAACAUGGAGAAAAUGAAAAUUUAAUUGUAAACCCUGACUGUUCCUGCAAACAUUUCCUGGACUACAUCAGAACAAAAUGCAAAAUCAGUCCUAAAGAUGUUGUCGACUUGAUCGACGAAAACGCCUGGGCGUCCGAACUCUUCACGAAAAAUCCCUCCGAGAAUGUCGUCUCCAUGUUUGCUCCUCGAGGCGUGUACAUCCUGGCUUCUAUCGAGUUAUAUGAAGAUAAUUCAAUCAAAAAGAUCACUCCACUGCUACAAGACUGGGAGAAGAAGUACCAGUUUCUAGAACGGAAAUUGAAGCACUGGGAUAAAAAGCAACAAAAGAUAGCAGAGGAGAAGGCAGGGGAUGUUGCAGAAAUAAUGUCACAGAUUAAUUCGAAAGAGAUCAAAGAUGGAAAAUUGAACCGAAAGAAAAGCGAAAGGACUCCCAGCGCCUCAAACCGGAAGGAUGCCAAAUCACCAGAUGUUAAUUCGACUCCAAAGAAAUCCAAAAAGAAAAGGAAGGUCAGCACAUGAAACACAUGCAAGUUAUGUAAAUAUAUUUACUGUCAGAAGUCAUGAUUGUAAACAUAAAGUGUUUUUGAAAUCCUUAUAAACUGUGAAUAAAAUUGUCAGUUAUGCAA
Messenger RNA from Saccostrea echinata, 656 nucleotides. RefSeq lists its product as uncharacterized. The record is from RefSeq and is a predicted model, not a curated record. Bases 13 to 549 code for a protein of 178 amino acids. NCBI's taxonomy places the organism in Eukaryota, Metazoa, Mollusca, Bivalvia, Ostreida, Ostreidae. The transcript is spliced from 6 exons.